Messenger RNA from Spodoptera frugiperda (fall armyworm), 620 nucleotides. RefSeq lists its product as uncharacterized. Bases 50 to 529 code for a protein of 159 amino acids. The record is from RefSeq and is a predicted model, not a curated record. NCBI's taxonomy places the organism in Eukaryota, Metazoa, Arthropoda, Insecta, Lepidoptera, Noctuidae. The transcript has a single exon.
GUUACCAGUUGUGAUCUUGUGAUACACUAGUCUACUACCGAUAUCAAAAAUGAAGUGCUUCGUCAUCGCAGUUUUGUCAUUCGCGGCAGUCGCCACCGCCAAGCCUUACCUAGGCGCUGGGCUUGGAGGAAUCGGCUUGGGAGGCGUCGGCCUUGGCGGACUCGGUGGCGGUAUUGGACUAGGGGGUCUAGGCGGUGGCCUUGGAGUCGGCCUAGGCUCGGGUCUCGGCGGAGUGGGUCAAAGCUUCGGAUCAGGCAGUGGUUACGGCCAGUCAGGCUACGCUGGUGGAAGCAAUGGUUACGGCGACAGCGGCUUCGGAGGCAGUGCAGUGAACGUGGGCCAUGAUAUUGGUCACCAGGAGAGCGACUACAGCCAGGCAGUCCACAGCCACCAAUCUUCUGGCCAUGAUGUUGGAGGAGUCAUGCAGGCUGGGCAAGGAGGACACAGCCUCUAUGGACAGAACAACUACGGAGCUGGACAGCAAGGUUACGGCCAAGGGUACAACCACGGAGGAUUCUUAGGAUAUUAAUUUAAAUGUUUGUUGUUAUCUCACCAGUUUUGUAUUCUUAUGCUGUGUACAUCAAAUAAAUCUUCAGUUUAAUUAAAUUAAUGCAAAUCUA